Musa acuminata subsp. malaccensis (wild Malaysian banana) is the source of this 975-nucleotide messenger RNA. RefSeq names its product WEB family protein At1g75720-like. Gene Ontology annotation, biological process: chloroplast accumulation movement; chloroplast avoidance movement. NCBI's taxonomy places the organism in Eukaryota, Viridiplantae, Streptophyta, Magnoliopsida, Zingiberales, Musaceae. The record is from RefSeq and is a predicted model, not a curated record. Gene Ontology annotation, cellular component: cytosol.
ACGCGAAGUAACGAAGCACACUAUCAUUUCAUUAUCCCCUUAAGCAAAUCCACCUCCCUUCCUUCUCCAACAACAGCCCCACUUCUCCCCCACCAUCGCUCUACCAUCGCAAACCUUCUACUGCAUGUUAGCUUCGUCUAUCUACUUAUAAAUCCAUCGAUACAAGCCGCUGCAUGCGCUGCCACUGCUGGAGAAGCUUGAGAACAUGGAGAGCGGAGAAGGUGGCAGAGUCGAGAUCGACACGAGUGCGCCGUUUGGGUCCGUGAAGGAGGCCGUCAUGCUCUUCGGAGAAAGGGUGUUGGCCGGCGAGGUCUACGCAAAUCGGCUCAACGAGAUUCGUGCCGCAGCAAACAGGAAGGAGAAUGAACGCCCGAGUCUUGGAUCCGUGAUCGCUGAACUAGAAGAUACGAAGCAGAACCUUGAGAAGGCGAAGGAGGAGAGAUCGAAGAUGGUGAGUUGCCUCACUUCCCUCGCGGAAGAGCUGGAGAGGACGAAGAUGGAGCUGAAGCAGCUGAAAGCCGGAGAGCACGAGAGGAAGGUCAAAGACAUAGAGAUCGAGGACGUGAAGUUCGUGGAGAAGGCAGAUCAGGUCGGGGUGGAUACGCCGAGCGGCGGACGCGAGCUGGAGUUCCAAAAGCGACGGUACGUCACGUUCGCCAAUCCUCCAUCCCUGGCGCGCGUCCUGAGCGCGGAGGAGCAGGUGUUGGAGAGGCAGUUCUCGGUGGCGAAGGAGAACGCACCGGGGAAGAAGAAAAAGAAGUCAUUCAUGCCUUGGAUCGCAGCGCUGUUCACAGGGAAGAAGGAUCGUCGUCAAGGUAGUGCCGCGUUUGGUAGGACCGGGGGAUUAUAGAGUGUUCGAUUGGGGUUUGUGCAUGCAUGUCUGCAGAUGUGUCCAAAUAACGAUAGACUUACAUUUUCCAUUUUGAUGAAUGAUAAUUUUUCGUCGGAAGAAAUAUACACAUUGGUUGAUUCAAA